UCUCUUUCGGCCGCCGUACAAAAUGGCGAACUUUUUUGUUGUUAUUGCUCUCGUUUUUGUGCCCAUUUUGGCUCACGCCGACACCUGUCUUGGACCCAGUUUCACAUCCAAGGUGUACACAACAUCCGAGGCUAGUUUAUCAACAAAGACCGUUGUUGUGGUAGAGUUUACUCUCACUUGCAAGAAUGGAUUGAAGAAUGUGAACCUCUAUGCAGAUGUAAAUGAUCGAACUCUUCCAGCCACUCGUUCUCAGGAUGGCACUAAGUACCAGGUCAGCUGGAGUGAUUCCCAUAAUAAACUCCCCAAAGGAACAUACUCCGUCAGGCUGUUUGAUGAUGAAGGUUAUGCAGCUCUGAGAAAGGUUCAGAGAAGCAAGGAAGACACCACCACAGUCAAGCCACUUUUCACCAUCGACGUCCAGCACCAGGGAGCAUGGAAAGGCCCAAUCGUGCAGAGCGAGUUUUUAGCAGCAACCAUUGCAAUAUUUGUGUGGUAUUUAGCAUUUAGCGCAAAGUCUAAGUUACAGGAGUAGAUAUUUUGUAAUUCUAUAUAUGGUGUAUAAUUUAAUUUGGAAAUUAAAUGAAUAAAAAAGUUUUUAUAUA
This is a messenger RNA of Lineus longissimus, 602 nucleotides long. Its product is annotated as translocon-associated protein subunit delta-like. Lineage: Eukaryota; Metazoa; Nemertea; Pilidiophora; Heteronemertea; Lineidae. The transcript has 5 exons. The coding region runs from base 23 to 532 and encodes 169 amino acids. Gene Ontology annotation, cellular component: endomembrane system; membrane; endoplasmic reticulum. The record is from RefSeq and is a predicted model, not a curated record.